Messenger RNA from Loa loa (African eye worm), 592 nucleotides. RefSeq lists its product as hypothetical. The record is from RefSeq and is a predicted model, not a curated record. Gene Ontology annotation, biological process: regulation of transcription by RNA polymerase II. Gene Ontology annotation, molecular function: DNA-binding transcription factor activity, RNA polymerase II-specific; RNA polymerase II transcription regulatory region sequence-specific DNA binding. Gene Ontology annotation, cellular component: nucleus. NCBI's taxonomy places the organism in Eukaryota, Metazoa, Nematoda, Chromadorea, Rhabditida, Onchocercidae. The transcript has 4 exons. The annotation marks the transcript as partial.
AUGACCAUUCUACAAGUGUCAUUGACGAUAAUUAGCACUGAGAGGUCAAAACAGUUUUUGCAUAUGCGCAAAUUUUCGAAUGUACCAUCUCCGAUUCACUUGACCUCUGAUUUUUCGAAAUUAAAUAAACCGAUCAAUGAGCUCAUAUUUUCAACUACUCAGAAUCGUACUCAGCCAUUCUUGCCUUUAUUCCCAGUUCCAAUUGCUAACCAGUAUCCGAUGAAUCUAAUUACAAGUAAUAUUACAUUUUCGAGAAGGAUAUGUCCAAUCUGUGGUAAGAUAUAUGAAUCAACCAAAGAUCUUCAGGAUCAUGUGAUUGCCCAUCAUGAGCGUAAAUAUGAAUGCGAAAAAUGCGCGAGAACGUUCGUAUCAGAGAAACGUUUGCGAGCCCAUGAACUUAAGAAACAUUCCGUGCAUAUAACCAAUUUCGUAAAGGAAAAUAACGAUGAACGGAAAUUAUUCGAGUGUAACCAGUGCGAUCGAACUUACGAAACUUUUUACAAUUUUAGAGAGCAUUUAGCCAAGCAUAAAGGCAAAUUAUUUCGGUGUACGGUUUGCGACAAGCACCUGUCUGGACAGAGUGCUUUAAGCA